Molecule: messenger RNA, 4122 nt
Organism: Rhododendron vialii
Lineage: Eukaryota; Viridiplantae; Streptophyta; Magnoliopsida; Ericales; Ericaceae
Product: disease resistance protein At4g27190-like
Exons: 3
Coding region: 358-3477 (1039 amino acids)
Molecular function (GO): protein binding
Source: RefSeq, a predicted model, not a curated record
CUAAUUGAAAGCUAAAGAUACACAAGAGGGAGGGAGAGAGAGAGAGAGAGAGAGAGUUGGAAGAAAGGAGCGACCUGAGAAAUUGGGGAAAACUCUUGUUGAUACUGGAAUUGAAGCUUCUUCUAUCUGGAAACACGUGUGAAAGCGGUGGUGGUUGGAGAUGGUAGUGAUGGUCGUCGUGCUAGUUCGGGCACUUAACGUUUCCAAGGGAGAUGACAAAAGGGCAUAAUCUGGGACAAAGCCACAUUAAUCUUUUUGUGGUUUCCUUUAAAUAGGCAAAAACAUUCAUCAAUGACAAACAAAUCUUAGCUUUGUUUAAAUAUAUAUCAGUUGGGAUUUGACACUGGCUGAGAGACCAUGGAUUCGAAUUUGAGUUUUGAUGGCCUAAUGGAGUAUAGUCAUGACUAUAGGGACGACAUGAUGGAGAGUCCCGAAAGAGAGAACCUUCUCAGCCAUGAGAAAGAGCACAAAGUCAUCUCCGAAACAUCCCUGCACAGUUGUGUGACAGACCCCAUAGCGAGUUCAAAUUUGUUCCACUUGGACUUUGUUGUUGAGGUUUCAGAUAGGAUAGCUCCACAAUAUGAACUUCCAGAAAUGAAGCACAAGGCUGAGCUAUUGAGGAAGAGAGUCAUGGAUUGCAGGCGUAGGAAGGACUUAUUACACCUCCUCUUGUCUUACCCUAUGAAACCAGAAGCAGAACAGCCUGACUUUUUUCUGCUAUCGAAAAACUUCACCAGUAUAAAUCAGAGUUGUGAAAGACUGGAUGAGAUUGUGGAGUUAAGUAUGACUCCUAGUACUCACUUACAUGAGAAACUGGAGUCAGUGGCAAAGGAUGUUGACAACUUUGAAUACUGUCUGGAUAAGUACGGUUUUCACAUGAAUCUCUAUCAUGCAAGUUUAAGACUGCUUUCAACAAGUGGACUAAAAGAAGCGCUUGCCUUGGUAUGCGAGGCAGAAGAGCGGCGCCGUUGGAUAAUAGAUUCUGCUGUUCGCCAGAUUACAUGCUGCAUUAAGGGUGGCAAACUUUCAGCUAUAGGGAUUUCUUGCUAUGCGGGGAUAGCAAAUGCAGGGAUUCUAACAAAAGCCUUGGAAGAUCUACCAGAGAUUAAAAGCAUGUUCGGAGCCAUCAUCAGAGCAACUGUGUUGCCAUGUCACAAUGUCCGUGAGGUCCAAACCAGCAUUGCACAAGAGAUAAAUAGACUUGUAGGAACUGACCUUUCACUACCACUCACACCCUAUAAGUUCUUACUGUUUCUGCAUUCCAGCAAUGAGAAGAUAGAUCUACGUGACUUCAAAGUCCCCGAGGAUGGGUUUGUAGUGCUUACAGCUCCAGGCAGUAACGUUUAUCAGACGAUGCCAGUGGAUCUUGAGAUCAAGAUGGAGGAUCAUCUGCUGCCUUGGAAGUUGUUCUGGGUAAAUGUACACUAUUUUGAUUCUUUCCGAGAAAUCGCCCUCCAAUUGAUUGAAGCAUGUCACGGCCAUUUACUUGCCAUCGUUCUACUUGCAAGGGCCUUAAAAUCUGUCACUGAUCUGGUGGUUUGGAAACUCGCGCUUGAGGAAUUAACAUCGUCAUCUGAGCUCCCUUCUCCAAUGGAAGAUACAAGUGAAAAUGUCAUGGUUCGUGUACUGAAGUUUGUUUGGGAACACAAGAGCACUGUCACUAGACAUUGCAUAAGAAACUGUGCUUCAGUUAUGACAAAGGGUGGAAAGCACAGUAUGUCAUCAUUAGUAUCCUCUUGGAUCCGUAAUGAUUUGAUAGAAACAGAAGAAGAAGGAGAACAUGUUCUCCGAGAUCUUAUGGAUUCCUUCUUGUUAGAGGAAGUUGGCUACAAUUAUACUCAUAUGAGAGGAGAAACCAGAGACAUUCUAUUCAAACACUUCAUUCCUCAUUUAUGUCCUCUUCACGUUUGGAAAGAGGGUUCGGGGUUAUCAGAAGCACCAGAGGUUGCAGAGUGGGACGCAAAGGUGAUAAAAUUGAACAACAACGAGCUGUCCGAACUACCAGAGAGACCAAACUGUGCUGUUCUAGUUAAAUUGUUUCUGCAAAAUAACAAUGAUCUUAUGGAAAUUCCUCAGCUUUUCUUUGAUUGCAUGCCUAAGCUUCAAUUUCUAGAUUUAUCGUAUACGAGCAUAAAGUCUUUGCCACCAUCCAUUUCAAGGUUGGUUUCACUUCAGGAAUUCCUUUUGAGAGGCUGUGAACUCCUCAUGGAGCUGCCACCCGAGAUUGGGGAACUCUCAAAUCUGCAAGUUUUUGAUCUUGAAGGAACUGAGAUUAUCAAUCUGCCCCAUGAAAUGGGAAACCUUACUAAGCUGGAAUGCUUCAAAGUAUCCUUCUAUGGUUAUGGAAACAGCUUUAGAGAAAGUAAAAGAAUAAAGAAAAGGAUACCGAUGGGGUUUUUAACCCGCCUUGAAUCCUUGAAAGAAUUAAGCAUUGAUGUGAAUCCAGAUGACGAAGAGUGGCUUGCCGAUGUUGCUGAUUUUAUACUUGAGCUGCAGGAAUUGAGAGGGUUGGUGACUCUAAAGUUGUAUUUGCCUGAAAUUGUGCUGUUGGAGGCAAUUAAGUAUGUACCGAAUUGCAAAAUUACAGCCGGUCUCCACAAGCAGCGUGUCAUAUCUUGUCUACCACAUGCGGUGCAAGAAGAGUUUGAGAAACAGAAAAAUUACCUCAAAUAUGCAAAUGGCAAGUACGUACCUACUGAGAUUCAGAACACACUCAAACGUACCGAUGCUUUUUUCUUAGAUCGUCAUUGGACUGUGAAGAAGCUAUCUGAAUUUGGAACUGAAAAUAUGGUUGACCUGAAAUUUUGCUUGUUAGUGGAAUGCAAUGAGCUUCAGACCAUUAUAGAUGGUAGAGAGCCAUGUGAGGAUGGAGAACACUAUUGUGGUUCAGGUGUUGCCGAGAGACCGGUACUGGAAUCACUAGAAUAUUUGGGUGUUUAUUGCAUGAUGAAUUUGAGGAGUAUCUGGCAAGGUCCAAUCCGAAAGGGCUUUCUAGCCAAAUUGAAGUCCUUGGCCUUGCACAAUUGUCCCAAUUUGACAACCAUAUUCACGACAAGCUUGCUUGCUAAUCUGAUGGACUUGGAAGAGCUUACAAUUGAAGACUGCCCCAAGAUCAACAGCUUAGUAACUCCGGAAUCAUCCAGCUUUGAAUCAAGUCUGUUUCUCCCGCGCUUGAAGAAGAUAUUGCUUCUUGACCUACCGGAAUUGGGUAGCAUUGCCAGCGGACUAUUUAUUGCACCGAUGUUGGAAAAAAUUAUCAUCUAUGAUUGUCCAAUGCUUGUAACUCUUUCUCCCGCUGAAUUCUCCAGUAGCAAUUUAAAAAUGAUCAAAGGGGAGAUUGAAUGGUGGGAAGCAUUAACGUGGCCAGAAUCCAAGUGGAGUAGCGAACGUAAAGAUCUUAUGGCUAGUGUCUUUGUCGAAUUAAAAAGGGAUGCAAGUUUGAUGGAUCAACUAGCAGAUAAUGGAAUUUCACCGUAAGGAAAGAUUUGCAGCUGUCUUAGCAGCCAGGUCGUGACAGCCGAUGAAGCCGAGCUUGGAAAUUUUGGCUACCAAUGGCAAUAGCCACAACUGAUAAGGUCUCUUUAUCCAGAGCUGCUAGGAUCAUAGCUUCAGCUGAUUUUCUGACUCUGAAUGUCCAUUUGAGUACCUUCAGGUUGCUCGUUUUCCAUCACCAAAGAGAAAAUAAAUGUUGGGUGUGCUUCUUGUUUUUUGGUCUGAACUAAGAAUUGAUUUAUCCUUGAUGUGGCUUGUUGUCAUUCUUAUUAGUACUAUAUUUUCUAACCAAGUGUCCGGACGAGUUUACACACAUCUCAGCUAAUCCUGGGGCGUGUAGCUAAUGAUCAGGCAAACCUUCAGUGUGAUCUAUGUACUAAAUAUUUAUUACUCUACUGUCGUACUAAUGCUACGACUACUUUUGUAUGUGCUUCAUGGGUUGGGGAUGCAUAUGUUUGUGUGCUUAUAAUUCUGUCAUUCACGCAGUCAAUCCCAAGCCCGGAGAAACAAGUAGAUCCCAAGAUAUAUGUCUAUGUUGUUUGUAGUCUUCUUUGGAACUUUUCUUUAAUUUUCAACUGUAAACUUUGUUCGUUCCUAGAUACUUUUAAUGAACUUUGUUUCUUCCUAGAA